AGCGCGGAGGGCGGUGCCCGUUAGCGGUGCCGUGGGGCGGUGCGGGCGAGGGGCGGGGGGUCCCUCCCUCCCCGUUUUAUUCCCGUUUGCGCUUCCUUCUCCUCUUACUCCUUCCUUUUGUUCUUGCUGUCUCUCUCAGGUUCGCCCCCCGCGUCCCUCUGCUGUUGUUACCCCACCCCUCGCUCCUUCCCGCGCCCCGCCCCCUCCUGGCACUGCGGAGCCGGAGACGUGACCCGAGCGGACUCGCUUCCCCGCAGCUCCAGCCUCUCGCCGUAGAGUCGCAUGUCCUCGAUCCAGAACCUCCAAUCCUUCGACCCCUUUGCUGAUGCAACAAAGGGUGACGACUUACUCCCGGCGGGGACUGAAGAUUACAUUCAUAUAAGGAUCCAGCAACGAAACGGAAGAAAGACACUAACAACUGUUCAGGGAAUUGCAGAUGAUUAUGACAAGAAGAAACUUGUGAAAGCUUUCAAAAAGAAAUUUGCUUGUAAUGGUACUGUGAUUGAACAUCCUGAAUACGGUGAAGUUAUCCAGCUGCAAGGUGACCAGAGGAAGAACAUUUGCCAAUUUCUCUUGGAGAUUGGCAUUGUCAAGGAAGAACAACUGAAAGUUCAUGGUUUCUAAUAUACCUGUACACUUAUGAAGAACCCUGCAGUAUUGGUCUUACCUAACCUGGCUCUUCUGUGAAAAAUGAAUCUUUGCAGUGAAUGGACUUCCCUGUUACCUGAACAUUUACAAUUUAAUUCACAUUUGCAUGACUGCAUGAAACAGGUGGUGUGUAGACUAGAAACACAUAAGAAAACUUCAGUAAGGUGGUAAAAAAGACACUUGUGAACUUUACCACAUUUCCAAUGGAAAUGUAUUAGUGAUGAUUGUUCAGUUUAGUACUCUCCACCUGACUUAAAUGUGUGAGUUGUAUUCAAAUAGUGUGUGUUGUUGCUUAAAAAUAAAAGUUUGUUCAUAUGUUUUCUGGCAUAUCUGAAAUGCUUUAGCUGAAGUUUUAAACUAGCACUGCAGCCUUGCUGAAGAAUGGCUGAGCUGCUUUAUGGCAAGUGUAGCUCACUGCUGAUUGAAGAAAUUGGAAAAUCUACCUGAUGAAGUAUUAGCUGAAUUAUCAGUAGAUUUAGCUUGAUGUGAUCUUAUCCUGUGGCUGUAAGAUUAGAGCUUUAAAGUCUGUAGUGUAGGUGUAUCUUAAUAGCAGCGUAAGACAAAUUGUUCACUGAGUAAGUAACUGAAUCUUCUCUAAAAUUUAUUGCAGUGACUAUGAGCUAUUAAUGUGAAGCAUAGUAGAGGUGAAAUAAGCUGAACUUAAGACUGCUGUUACUGAGAAUGUGCUAAAUAUCUAGGUCUUACACAGUACUCCCAAAAUAUUUGAAGGAAGGGGAUGGGAUAUUCUCACUGGGUGAGGAGGGAAGAGAUUGAUUUGGCUUCUACCAUGACUGUGCUUUUAAUGUUGACAAACAGAGUGUUUUAAUGAGCUCAUAGUGUUAGCUGCAGGAGUAAGGAAGGGAACAGGCUCUACUCUGACCUUUUUCUUGGUAUGAAAAGUUUUUUUGAGAUUAAAAAUUGAUGUAGAGAGUUUUGUAAUGGAGUUUGGGUGUUACUGCAAAAAGCUGAUUUAGUCUGCUUUUCCAGAAGGCAAUUAAUUCAGCAUUGUUGGCAAUUAUAAUGUUUGUUCCACCAUGCAUUUAAUCUAGUUUAGUUAACUAAGGCAUUUGGUAUUCUGCUUGUAAGACAUGUCUCUUGAAGAAUGAAAUUAAUUCACUUGGUGAAAAAUGCAGAUCUUGUCUUCCUUUUGAGAUAGACAUGGAAAUUUUCUCUGAAGCAAUUCAAAAUAUGAUGAGCCAUGAAACUAUAACAAUAGUGGGAAAUGUUUAAGAAACGUUAUGUAAUACCAUGUAUUCUCUGGAAGGGAAGAAAGAGACAUUUAUUUACUGCUAACACUUACUAGUAACUUAUCCAGAAAAAAAAAAAACAUUGAUGACUACCUAAGUAAACAUCAGGCAUAGGCAAAACUAUAUUACUUAAUAUCACAUGUGCCUGUACUUUGUUCCCUAUUCAGAUUUGCCUUUCUAAACAGAAAUGCUCACUUUAAACUCAUUUGAACUUUUUUUUUCUUUUUUUUAGAUUUCUGAGUUCAGAUAUGAACCCUUAUGGCACUAGCAACAAUUAGGGGAGCAUUAUAUGACAGUUUCUUUCUCCGUCUGGUCUAGACAAUUCCACCUAUAAGAAUCCAGUGUCCAGUCUCUCAGUCCCCACAAAUUGUGCCUGGUGUUACAGAUCUUAAUUGUUCAACAGAAAGGAUGUUCCAGAACAUUAUAACUACUAAGGUAUAAUGUGUUCAGGAGGAAGGAAUGCCUGCUGCAAGAUGCAAAAUACCUACACACCAAAUGAAAAAAACAAAAAUAAGUCUUAUGCAAGUCUUGCAGAUUAGCAGAAUAAAAUCAUUCUACUGCAAGUUUAUCUAGUCCUGAUUCUUAGGUGCUGAAGUAAUUAAUCUAUUGGGGGUACAUAGCACUUCGUGAUUUUCAUUUUAUCAUAUGCCAGAAAAACUGUUGUUCCCAUUUAAAGCUUGUUCUCCUGCCCAAGAGGAAAAACAAGCAUUACCUUCUCCUAUUUCCCUGCUAUUACAUGAGUACUUCUAGUGGGCUUUGAAUUGGAGAUUAACAAAUGACUAGCAGAUCUCGUGUUACUGAGUCAGUCUUCAUUUCAGAUGGCAUUCCAUUAAUUUCUACUACCUAAGCUUGAGUCAUUUCUCAAUAGUCAUUCUUCUUGGAAUAAAUAAGAAAAACCUUUUGUUCAUCCUCCUUGUUUAAAAAUCUGUUCUUGCAGUUGAUAGGUGGCUUGGCUUUUGUGCUUUAGGGGAGAUGCUUGUGUUUUGACCUUUGAAGGGCAAAAUUGGGAGAAAGUAAGAAGUAAAACCUUUGAAGUUUAAAGAGAUGAGAUUUGUUGUGGUGACAAACUAUGUAAUCUUUCUAGAAGAAAAGCAGAAAUUUUUGUCCUUGAGUGUUUUAAACCAGAACAGUGUCUCUCAGAUUGUAGUUAGCCUUGUUACAAGCCCAAACCUCUUUGUAUGUUCUAGAUGAAAGAUUUUUACAAUUUCAUGUUUUGUUAUCUUACUCUGAAACUUCUUUGUCAAACUUAUUUGGAAUACAUAUUCAUGUUUCAAGAAUGCUGAAAAUGAAGGCUUUGGAAAAGAACUGUUUAACAUACUGCCAUGAAAAUUUGUUUUCACAAUGAAGGCAGGUUUCAGUCUUUCAUCUGUGCCUUCAGUAAAGGAUGUGGCCUAUAAUUGUCAAGGCAGUAAAAGGGAGCUUAUAAUAGAAAGCACUUCUGAAAUUCACCAGUAGGACUUGAGACUGGCCAAGCUCAGACUGCAAAGGGUGGUGCUUUCUUUUUGUUGGAAUGUUGUGAAGUUUGUGCCCUUCAGAUCUGCAAAUCAACAUGGCCUUCUUAGUGAUGCUUAAGCUUAACCACAAGCUGUUAUUGGAUGUAGAAACUGUUUUUCAAAUUCACAGCCUUGUGCAUAGUUAUAUUAAGCUGCUGUAGCUGACUCUGAGUUGAUACACUGGAGUAAGGUGUUGCAUAAAUAAAUUCAUUAAACUGACUGUUCUGAAUCCACAUCUACUUAAUGCAGCUAUGAGCAUGAAACCCUCACUUGCCAAACGGUGGCAGCAGUCUUUAUUUGUAGAAUAUGAGAUUUAGUAAUUUAAAUCUGUAAACUGCCUACUUCCUCUUGCUGUGUAAAUUAUCAGGCCCUUGACCAUCACCUGCUAAAUUUGAACGUGUGUCUCAGAGAUGAGCAUGAGGAGCACAGUGAUAGCCAGAUAAUAAUUUUCUAAAGUGGUAGAACCUUUGAAAAGAGGAAUACCUGAGUUGUGUGUGUGUAUGACUAUUCAUUGGUUCAGUGGCUUUGCUUAAACCUUGGUUCCUGCACUGCAUUCUUGCACAGUCUAAAUGAAAACCAUUUUGCUUUGGAGAGAGAGGAGGGAACUCCAGUAAAAAAAAAAAACUGCCUUAGGAAAUCUAUUUAUCUCUGAAGUCUGUUUUUAUUAACUUAGAUUCCUGGACUGCAAGACCUCUGUAACAUUGUUUCUGUAUCUUUUAAAAAUCCUAGUUAAAACUUCCUUUAGAGUUUGGCAUUUAAUGUUCUAAAUACAUCUAAAGCCAUAAGAAUUGUUGAAGCUUAAGUUUCAAAUAUUAAUAAUAAUAAUAAUUAGACAGAAUUCUUAAUUCUGUCCUGUACUGCCACCCUGCUUAUAAUUGGUGUGUAGCUGCCUUGCAGAUGCAUGUGUUAUUUAGAGUGUGUAGUUUUUGUAACAUCUUGUCUAACAUGCUGCAGCCUCUUACAGGCCGUACUACUCUAAUUUUACAGUGUAGGAUAGAUGUUCCUUGAGUUCCAGUCAGCAAUUAUUUUCCUUAAUUCUUCUUGGAAGGCUCUAGUGGCGCAGUAGUUCCUCAUACCAUGUGAAAAUAUAUACAAGAUCAGUAUUUAGCCAGUUAGAGAAUGGGGGAGGCCUUUUUUAUAGAUCACUUUGGCACACAGUAGGGGUUACUGUCCCUCUUAUCUCUUUAGUGUUGAUUAGUGUCACUGAGUGUUCCUCUAACUAGUGUGCUGUUGCUGCUAGGGAAAUGCAAGAGGGUCAUGUGUAUUUAAGUGCUAUGACUCUUUGUGCAUCCGUACUCAGUUUAGUUAGGAAUGUGUCCUCCACACAUGGCAACAUGAAGGUUGUUUUCCAGUUGCCAGAUCAAAAGCUCUUGAGAUGAAUAAGGGGAAAAUGGCAUAGUUGUUUUAUGUUUGCUGUAUAGAUGUUUCAUGCCUACUGUUUUCAGUCUGCAUUAAAAAAACAUAAUCUCAAAAGAGGAUUUGUACUUGGCUUGCCUUCUUAAAGUUUGCUACAUGCCUGUCAUUGAUCUCUUAAUGAACAAGUCUUAACCUGUACUGGAGUAUUGCUACAGAGCUGAGACAACAAAAGCUUUUGAAAUAAAGUGUGCAAAUGUUAUUUG
This is a messenger RNA of Chiroxiphia lanceolata (lance-tailed manakin), 5007 nucleotides long. It is a transcript of the gene EIF1B, whose product is annotated as eukaryotic translation initiation factor 1B. Gene Ontology annotation, cellular component: eukaryotic 43S preinitiation complex. The transcript is spliced from 4 exons. Gene Ontology annotation, biological process: translational initiation. NCBI's taxonomy places the organism in Eukaryota, Metazoa, Chordata, Aves, Passeriformes, Pipridae. Bases 283 to 624 code for a protein of 113 amino acids. Gene Ontology annotation, molecular function: RNA binding; translation initiation factor activity; ribosomal small subunit binding. The record is from RefSeq and is a predicted model, not a curated record.